AUGCCUCAAAGAGAUGUGGUUACAUGGACUGCAAUGACUACAGGAUAUGCACAAAAUUGGUUUGUUGAAAAGGCCUGGGGAAUUUUUAGGCAAAUGCAAUCGGCAAGUGUUAAUCCAGACCACACAACCUUUGCCAGCAUUCUCCCAGACUGUGCUAAAAUAGGGAGUUUGGAACAGGGCAUCGGUAUCAUUCAAAGUUUAAUCGAAAGUGUUUUUUCAUCAGAUGUAGUUGCAAGUGCCCUGGUAGACAUGUAUGCAAAAUGUGGAAGUAUGCUUAGAGUACGUGAAUUGUUUGACAAAAUGCCUGAAAGAAAUGAGAUCUCAUGGAAUGCUACGAUUGCAGGAUAUGUACAUAAUAGAUUUUGCAAGGAUGAUCUCGAACUCUUUGAACUAAUGAAGCACUCUAAGACCAAGUCUGACCGUGUAUGCUUCAUUUGUGUUUUAUUAGCAUACAGCCAUGCAGGUUUAGCAGACGAGGGCUGCAAAUGCUUCAAUUGUUUAAGUGACUAA
Molecule: messenger RNA, 510 nt
Organism: Cryptomeria japonica (Japanese cedar)
Lineage: Eukaryota; Viridiplantae; Streptophyta; Pinopsida; Cupressales; Cupressaceae
Product: pentatricopeptide repeat-containing protein At2g37320-like
Exons: 1
Coding region: 1-510 (169 amino acids)
Biological process (GO): RNA modification
Molecular function (GO): RNA binding; protein binding
Source: RefSeq, a predicted model, not a curated record